CCCGUGCGAACCUCACUGCAUCUCACCACACAAGCAGUAAACACACACAAGGUAGCUAGCCACAGCUCGACCAGCACGUUUCAGCUAGCUAGGCCAGGACAAUCAACAGCGAAGAUGGCCUCCCUCACCGUCUCGCAGACGACACCGGCGGCCGGCAGCGCCAACAAGCAGCGCGAGGGCGCGGAGAUCAUCACCGGCGCUGAGGCGUGCUACGAGCACUCCAAGGAGCUCCUCAAGGGGCUGGGGUUCCCGGGCGGGGUGAUGCCGCUGCGCGGGCUGGAAGAGUGCGGGCUGGUGCGGGAGACCGGGUACGUGUGGAUGCGGCAGGGGAAGCCUUACGAGCACCACUUCCGCGCCACGGGCACCCGGGUGCGCUACGACGCCGAGGUGACGGCGUACGUGGAGGAAGGGCGGAUGAAGCGGAUGACCGGGGUCCGGAGCAAGCAGAUGAUGCUCUGGGUGCCCAUCGUCGAGAUGAGCCUCGACGGCGCCGACAAGGUCUACUUCAAGUCCAACGUCGGCAUCGGCCGCUCCUUCCCCGCCACCGCCUUCGCCGACGAGGACGCCCCCGCUGACAACGCGCGAGCGCCGGCCGCCGCCGAGGCCAGCGACAAGCAGUGAUCGAUCGACGUCGCAGCGUUCACAUGGUUUGUGCUGGUGCCUAUGGUACGUGUGCGUGAUACGACUAUACGAGUGAUCUGCGGUGCACGCAUUGGCACGAACAGGUAGGUGGUGCGUCUCGUGCGUGGAUGUUUGUAUCUUUUUAUUUUGCGAGUUUGCUUCCAUUAAUUUUUAUUACCAACGAUGUAUUGCUACGUGAAUAAUCGAUGAAGUCUUUGUUACCCCUUUGUUA
Triticum aestivum (bread wheat) is the source of this 853-nucleotide messenger RNA. RefSeq lists its product as uncharacterized. The coding region runs from base 115 to 621 and encodes 168 amino acids. NCBI's taxonomy places the organism in Eukaryota, Viridiplantae, Streptophyta, Magnoliopsida, Poales, Poaceae. The record is from RefSeq and is a predicted model, not a curated record. The transcript has a single exon.